This is a messenger RNA of Symbiodinium sp. CCMP2592, 347 nucleotides long. The record is from the annotation of a GenBank genome assembly. Lineage: Eukaryota; Dinophyceae; Suessiales; Symbiodiniaceae.
GAGCGAUCUACAAAACGCAAGCAAAGCAGCUGCCAACUUUCGAUGCAGCUCUUGAACAUCUGAAAGACGACCAAGUCCAGCAGCUGUCUGACAUGCACGUGCAAAUUAUGCAAGAGAACCAACGGCAAGCCGAGGGCCCGUGCCAGGAACUGGCGUAUAUAGCCGAUUUCACCAUGGAAGAGAAAGAGGAGUUUGAGGAAGUUUGCAAGGUUUGUUUCUGCAAGCCUGCGCGUGGGAAUGGAAAAUCAGGAGUGGCGCAGAACACGCCUCUUGCUUCUGCGACUGUUUCGGCGGAGCCACGAUCAAGCGACGUGGGCAAAGGUAGCGACAAUGGCCCGAUUGCAUAG